Messenger RNA from Euleptes europaea (tarantolino), 2697 nucleotides. Its product is annotated as taste receptor type 1 member 2-like. Lineage: Eukaryota; Metazoa; Chordata; Lepidosauria; Squamata; Sphaerodactylidae. The transcript is spliced from 6 exons. Gene Ontology annotation, cellular component: membrane. Gene Ontology annotation, molecular function: G protein-coupled receptor activity. Bases 1 to 2697 code for a protein of 898 amino acids. Gene Ontology annotation, biological process: G protein-coupled receptor signaling pathway; sensory perception of umami taste. The record is from RefSeq and is a predicted model, not a curated record.
AUGACCGUGUGGCUUUUGACGGCUGUCCUCCUUGUGGGUCAUGGUGGCGCCUAUCUCCCUUGCAAAUCUCUUUUCCAUCUGCCUGGCGACUUUAUUAUUGGCGGCCUGUUUCCAGUUCAUUACAACAGCACGUGGCAAAGGGGGACCCUUGAACCCGGACUGCCCUCAUGUACAGGCUUAAAUUCAUGGGGCUUUAGCCAGUUCCAAGCAAUGCGGUUGGCGGUGGAAGAAAUCAACAAUUCCUCCAGCAUGCUCCCCAAUAUCACCUUGGGGUACCAUGUGUGGGAUACCUGCCACGAGAAUAUUUAUUUGCAAGCCGCUCUGCAGCUCCCACAGGAUCAUCUGCUCAGUGUACAAGGAGGUUCCUCUAACAAAGUGGUCGCUGUCGUGGGACCUGAUGAGGCCGACAUGACGCUCCUGACCUCCCGGAUCCUCACUUUUUACCAUCUUCCGCAGCAAGAUUCCUGCACGAUUUUGUGUGACUGUCACCUCGAUUUUGUGUAUGUUGCCGUCAUCCACACCGUCUCGUUCCUGCAGAUGGCAACUAACAAACUGAGCAUGUACUUCUUACUUAAUUUAAAAUAUGGAUAUCCUACACUAAUAUGGGGGAGGUGGGUGUUCCUCUCCCGUCUGUGCAUCCAGAUCAGCUACAGUGCCAAAGAUCAGCGGUUCACUGACCAGAAUCUUUUCCCGCUACUGUUCCGCAUGGUGCCCAAUGAGAACCACCAGAUCUACGGGAUCCUUUCUCUGAUACAAGCCUUUGACUGGAAGUGGGUUUCUGCUGUGGGCAGUGGCACGAAAUCCAGCCAGAAAGCGAUCCAGACAUUGGUGGCCGAAGCCUCGGCCAGGAAUAUCUGCAUUUCCUACCAAGGGGUAAUGACGGGGUAUGAUGAGAUUUCGAAGAUCCAACUCCAGAGGAUUGUGCGGAACACUGUGAAAGCAAAAACCAACGUCACUAUCGUUUUUGGGGAAGAAGAUGCUGUCUAUCAAUUCUUCAUGACAGUCAUUGAGCUGAAUGUGAUUGGCAAAGUCUGGAUCGCGCCGGAGACAUGGGUCUUAUCUGAUUUCAUCGCCUCGAUACCGGAUAUCGGGAAAACAGGCACCAUCCUUGGCCUGACCAUCAAACCCAUUAAGUUAUUUCAGUUCACACGCUUUGUCGAGAAUGCUGUACGCUGCAGCACAUUGAGUAACGGAAGCAGCCAGUUGCUGUCUGGGCCCAAAAAACUGGCUGGAAUGGAAAGUUGCGGCCAAUCAUGUGACGAGUGUCACUUGCCAUCCCAUGAUCUAAAUAACAUUUUAAAGUCUUCCAUAUGGCACUGGUCCUUCUACUCUUACGCUGCCAUCUAUGCUGUAGCUGAGGCUCUUCAUAUGCGCCUCAGGUGUGAUACGGGAGCGUGUCAAGCAGACGAGGAGUUCGAACCUUUGCAGCUUUAUGAAUUGUUGUACCAGGUGAACUUCCCUCUGCAGAACUACACCAUCAAAUUCAGCUCACAAGGAGAUCUUUUCCUCGGCUAUGACGUGCUUACCUGGGCCUGGACAAAUGGCACACUUGCUCCCAAGACGAUUGGCAGUUUUAGUUAUGACGACCUGGACAUUGCUAGCAGCCAAAUUAGCUGGGCAACGCCAGAUGGCCAGGUUCCACAGUCGAUUUGCAUCACAGUGUGUGAAGAAGGCCAGAUCCGGAGCAAGCAAACUUUGGACGAAUGCUCGUGCCGCUGCGAAGACUGCCUGGAGGGGACCUACCCAAAUAAAACAUAUCUGGAUGUCUGCAUCCCUUGCCCGCAGGGCACCUGGUCGCCAAAGAAAAGCGACCGGUGCUUUCCCCCCACCCUUACUUUCCUCGACAUGAAUGACACCACGAUCGCCGCCUUGCUAACUCUGACCAUCGCCGAUUUCCUCCUGCUCUGCGGCUGCCUGCUGGUCUUCGCCGUCCACUGGCAAACCCCCGUGGUCAAAGCAGCGGGAGGCAAGCUGGCGUUCGUCAUGCUGGGCUCGCUGCUGGCGUGCUGUGCCACCACCAGCCUCUUUGUGGGCAGGCCCACCCCGCUCACCUGCCUGGUCCGGCAGCCCGCCUUCGCCAUCAGCUUCACCUUGUGCGUCUCCUGCCUCUUGGUCCGCUCCUUCCAGAUCAUCUUCAUCUUCAAGAUGGCUUGCAAGUUGCCCAUGAUCCACAAGUAUUGGCUCAAGUACCGGGGGACCUUCUUCUUCGUGGCCAUCAGCAGCGGGGUGCAGGCUGUGGUUUGUUUCCUCUGGCUCUUCUUUUCCCCGCCGUCUUUGCAAGCCGACGUGGUCAGCAAGAAGGAGACCUUCCUCCGGUGCUCCGAGGGCCAUUCCCUCGGGCUGGGGGCUGUGCUGACCUACAUUACGCUGCUGUGCGGGGCCUGCUUCGUGUUUGCCUUUUGGGGGCGGAACCUGCCCAAGAACUACAGCGAAGCCCGCCUCCAGACGGUCAGCAUGCUGGUUUUUCUCAUGGCCUGGGGCUGCUUUAUGCUCAUUUACACCACCACGGAAGGGAAAGGGAAGCAGAUCGCUGCCCUGCAGAUGUUCACCGUUCAGACCAGCGUCUACGCCAUCCUGUGCACCUUCUUCCUCCCGAAAUGCUACAUCAUCCUCUUCAAGCCGCAAGCCAACACCGUCGCUCACUUCCAGACCUGCAUCCAGGCCUACACGACCACCACCCGCAACUCUGCCAAGUAA